GUGACAGUUAAAACAAAGUGUUUUUUCCUCCAUUUCCCAACACGUGAAGGUGUUUUUCUGUUGUGAAAUAGUGAUAAAUUGCGAGGCUACAAUAAAUACUCACACAAAUCAUGGCAGUUCGCGUCCAAUUUGAGAAUAAUAAUGAAGUCGGGGUGUUCAGUAAACUCACAAACUCGUACUGCCUAGUCGCCAUCGGCGGGUCGGAGAACUUCUACAGUGUGUUCGAGGCGGAGCUGGCGGAGGGGAUCCCCGUGGUGCACGCCAGCAUUGCGGGCUGCCGCAUCCUGGGCCGCAUGGUGGUGGCCAACAAGCACGGGCUGCUGGUGCCGGCCGCCACCAGCGACUCGGAGCUGCAGCACCUGCGCAACUCGCUGCCGGACGCCGUGCGCGUGCAGCGCGUGGAGGAGCGGCUGUCGGCGCUCGGCAACGUGGUGGCGUGCAACGACUACGUGGCGCUCGUGCACCCCGACCUGGACCGCGACACGGAGGAGAUCCUGGCCGACACGCUGGGCGUGGAGGUGUUCCGCCAGACCGUGGCCGGCAACGUGCUGGUGGGCUCGUACGCGGCGCUCAGCAACCGCGGCGGCCUCGUGCACCCCAAGACCACCAUCCAGGACCAGGACGAGCUGUCCUCGCUGCUGCAGGUGCCGCUGGUGGCCGGCACCGUCAACCGCGGCAGCGAGGUGGUCGCCGCGGGGAUGGUCGUCAACGACUGGUGUGCAUUUUGUGGCAUGGACACUACCUCUACAGAAAUUUCAGUGAUUGAAAGUGUGUUCAAGUUGAAUGACGCCCAGCCGUCCGCCAUCACAUCCACAAUGCGAGCAUCACUCAUAGAGAGUAUGUCAUAAGAUAGGACAUUUACUUUAACCAAAUGUUGACUAAAAUCUAUGUGAUAGCUGUAAUUUUGAUGUUCUAUGUGUGAUGCUGACCGCCUCAUAUUCAAAUUAUAAAGCAUUUUUAUUAAUCAAUAUUGUGGUAAAAAUGCAAACUAAUUUCAUCCUUGGAUUCUCAUUGUUUUCACUGUUACAAUGGUUUAACUGUCCAAGUUUACCCAUGAAAUAAAUCCUAAGACUGGACAAUAAUUUGAGUCUAUACUCUGAUGUAUCUGUGACUACAAGUUCAAAAUUUCUUGUGAAAUAAUUAAUUGGUUCCUGUACCCUUGUGCAGUAUACAUUUAAAUAUUCCUGUAAGAAAUUCAUGUUGUGCACCUCACCAAGGAAACUAUGUGUUUAAUACUUAUGUAAAUAAAGUGUUUAUGGGUAUUAAACUAAGAUUUUUAUUACGAA
Molecule: messenger RNA, 1286 nt
Organism: Plutella xylostella (diamondback moth)
Lineage: Eukaryota; Metazoa; Arthropoda; Insecta; Lepidoptera; Plutellidae
Gene: eIF6
Product: eukaryotic translation initiation factor 6
Biological process (GO): cytosolic ribosome assembly
Molecular function (GO): ribosome binding
Source: RefSeq, a predicted model, not a curated record